Messenger RNA from Naumovozyma dairenensis CBS 421, 336 nucleotides. It is a transcript of the gene CMD1, whose product is annotated as calmodulin. Gene Ontology annotation, molecular function: enzyme regulator activity; calcium ion binding. The coding region runs from base 1 to 336 and encodes 111 amino acids. Lineage: Eukaryota; Fungi; Ascomycota; Saccharomycetes; Saccharomycetales; Saccharomycetaceae. Gene Ontology annotation, cellular component: central plaque of spindle pole body. Gene Ontology annotation, biological process: spindle pole body organization. The transcript has a single exon. The record is from RefSeq and is a predicted model, not a curated record.
AUGAACUCUUUAGGAUUACAACCUACUGAAGAAGAGGUGACCGAUCUAAUGAAUGAAGUUGAUAUAGAUGGUAAUCAUCAAAUUGAAUUCAAUGAAUUUAUAUCAUUAAUGUCAAGACAAUCGAAAUCAAAUGAUUCGGAACAAGAGUUAUUGGAAGCUUUUAAAGUAUUUGAUAAGAAUGGUGAUGGACAUAUCUCCGCUGAUGAAUUGAAGUAUGUUUUGAAUUCACUUAAUGAAAAAUGGACAGAUAGCGAAGUGGAUGCUAUGAUUAAAGAAGUUGGUGGUGACACCGGUGAAAUUGAUAUUCAACAAUUUGCAUCGUUGUUGUCUAAAUAA